AUGGGAUGGGUCCCUGACGAUUGGGCAAUUGAUCAUGACACACUAAUUGAUGUCGGAGGUCACAUGCAAAGAAUGCCAAUGUUUCCCUAUUUUGAUGCGGCUCACUAUUUAUUAAUGUGCAUAUCAGUACGAGAAGAUCUUGGCGCAACAUCAACACAAUUUUCUAGGCGACACCCAUUUUCUUGCUGGCUUUCAUCCAUGCUAAUGUCAUUUGCGGGAAGCUUCUUAGCGUGUUUCCUGCUAGGAGAGCCGAUUAUCUCGCCAUUGAAAAGGCAUAACGAUAUCAUUUUAGCAACAAUUGUUUGGUACUGCGUUUUCUAUUUUCCAUUUGAUAUAGUUUACAAGCUCUGUAAAAUACCACCAAUUAAAAUAAUACUUUGUGUGUUAAAGGAGGUCCAAAGAACGCAAAAGAUUGCUGGAGGGGUGAAGUAUGCAGCCAGAUUAUAUCCAGAGUCCUAUUUAGUUCAAACAUUAGUCGGAGUCUCAAAAGGUGCUGGAUCGGGCGUCGUUAAAAUUGUUGAACAACUUGUUCGAGGAACAUGGGUUCCAACGAAUCAUGAAAUUCUGCGCCCAUCAUUCACAACAAAGGCUUGUGCAAUAUCUUCUAUAAUUUUCACUCUAGAAAGGCAUAGUAUGUAUGUAACAGCUCCUCACGAUCUCGUUUAUCUGUGUGUUGUGGGAUUCUUUGUGUACUUUAAAUUGGCUGCUUUAUUGCUAGGAGUACAAGAUGCCCUUUCUCCUAUUGAAAAUCUGUUUUGUGCAGUAUUUAUGGGAGGAAUGUUUGACGCAUUUGGAAAAGCAAUCAAAGCCACUAAAGAAGCAAUAAACGGUAAUCGGGCACUGACAGAAGAAGAAAUUCUUGCAAAAGAACGCGAAAAGCUGAUGAAGCGAAGAAAAACUACACUUAAUGAAACUCCGGAAUAUUUUCUGGAACUGUGGGAGUCUUGUCCUUCCGCCAAAUCACCAUUGGCAAAAAAACUAUUUCGGUUGACUAUGACAGAUUCUUCCCCUGAAGAGGUUCAUUAUAAUAAAGCACAAGAGGUAAUAGUGAUCAAAGGAAAAACUUCAAGGACAGAAAUUCCUUUGGCGAAAUCAAAAAUCGAGGAAUUAACUGCUAUAAGUAAAGCCAAACAAGGAAAAGUGCAACGUGCAAAGACAUUUUCCUCAUUUGCGGUUGAUCCUGCUGCUCAAGAAGACUUUAUUGCGUUCACAAAAUGUGUUGGAGACGUCAUCGAAAAUCCGACGAAAAAUAAGCGGUGGACAGCUCUUCUAAGAGCUCUUGAACCUUUCAGUGAAGGCAAGGCAGCCAAUAUUCUGUCGACAUUUGAACAAUCUAAACUAGUGGAUUCAAUUUUGAAAUUUGAUGCAGACGAAGACGUUAAUAGAAAGACAAUGGAAUCAUUGUUAAAUGCCGUUCUUUGCUCCAGGGUUUUGUCUUACAAAAAUGAGAAUGAACUGCUUCAGAUGUGCAUUGAGAAGGGUUAUAGCACUGUCAUCGAAGAACUUUUCGUCCAUCAAGAUAGGAUUAUUUCAGAAAGAGUUCUCGCCGAGUUGUUGAAAACCGCGAUCCAAGGUCCCGAAAAUUUGCGACGGAAACGAAUCGAAAAAUUGAUUCUUAGAAAAUAUUCUCGUGAAGCGCUCAGUCUUUCAGCUACUCAUUCUUUAGCGACUGGUGAAGCUCUUGAAAUCAUGAAAAUUCUUACUGAAAUAUAUCAAGGCUUCGAGGUGGAAGAAUUAAACAAUGAUAUUGAUGAGAAGAUUCUCGCUUCGAAAGCUCUUUCGUUAAUAACAGUUCUCAUGAACUCGCAUGCUAACCGAAUAAUCAAUGAAGAUAAACAACAUCAGAAAUUUGCUGAAAUUAGCAAUUUCAUUAUAGAAAUGCAAUCGAUGAUCAGUACAUUUUCCAAGGUUCAAGUCGCUUUUCAACAAACUGCUGAAGAAUGUCAUUCGAAUGGCACUGUUCGUCGGAUUCACCUCAAGGCUCACAAAUUGGUGCUGUAG
Molecule: messenger RNA, 2001 nt
Organism: Caenorhabditis bovis
Lineage: Eukaryota; Metazoa; Nematoda; Chromadorea; Rhabditida; Rhabditidae
Source: the annotation of a GenBank genome assembly